This is a messenger RNA of Sungouiella intermedia, 897 nucleotides long. Lineage: Eukaryota; Fungi; Ascomycota; Pichiomycetes; Serinales; Metschnikowiaceae. The record is from the annotation of a GenBank genome assembly.
AUGACCUUGUCUCUUAGUGACUUCCCACUAGAAAUUCUUCGUCAGGUGUUCUCCAAUUUCUCUCCAAGUGAAAAGAGGCACUUUUGUAUGAAACUACCAACUAAUUGCAAAGAGCAAGAUCUUGUUAGAGCGAUGCUUUACGAGAAAGUCAAAAUUGGAAUCCCUGCAACACCAAAUGAUGAUCACCAUCUACUUGUUAAAAAAGAGAUUCGUAACUUAGCGAAUGGAAAUAUCAGAGCCUCCGUCAGCCUGCUCAGAAUGAACGUUAGGUACUUCCCCACCGAUUUGGCACCACCUUUACUUGAAUCAAUAUCUGAUUACUUUGACAAAAUUCCAAAGGUGGAGAUUGAAGGUUCCAAUGAGGACGUCGAUAUCUAUGCAAAGCGUAUGUCCGUCUGUAGUGUUGUGAAAUUGAAUUUAACUGGCGGUAAUUGCUUUGUUGGAGGUGACUACUCUAGCUUGAAACACCUCAAAUUCUGCUUUGAAGGAUCCAAGCCUCAAACCCACUUUCCACUCAUGCUUUGUUCCAAGUCGUUAUCGACAAUCGAGAUUCAAGGUAAGCGUAAACUGAAGCUAUUUGAACUACCUACAUUCCGAUACGACUGGAAGUUCCUUCCUGCCAAAAUUACGAAGUUGAAAUUUGAGAAUUGUAGAGUUGUUCUUUGCACAAAUUUACCAAAACUGCUCACACACUUGGUUCUUGUCAAUUGCACCUUGAGUGAUCCUGAACUUUUACUUUCCAAUUUGAGCCCUCAACUCAAGCAUGUGGAGUUGGAUAUUGGCUCCAAACAAUCACUAGCAGACAUUCAAUUUCCUCCAUCCCUAGAGUUUUUCAAGGUGUCCAAUUCUGAAAUCAGUGAUUUCCACUGUGUUCAUCUUCCCAUUUUGCUCAGAUAA